Acanthoscelides obtectus is the source of this 1081-nucleotide messenger RNA. The record is from the annotation of a GenBank genome assembly. NCBI's taxonomy places the organism in Eukaryota, Metazoa, Arthropoda, Insecta, Coleoptera, Chrysomelidae.
GUAGUUGAUGUUAGUGUUGCUUACAAUCAAAACCUCUUUGAUCCAGGCUCACAAAGGCCAACGUCAUGGCUUCGAGGUAGACAUAUUAACAGACAAGGUGAAAUGCAAAAUGAUGCAAGAAGAAAAAGAAUUCCUAAAAUUCGUUUGUUCGGUGUUGGAUACGAACGCAUUUGAACUUGUUGUGAGAAAUGGAAAUGACCAGAUCAGCUUGCGAGGCUUAUACCCUCUUGGAAGUCUAGCGAAUCAUAGAUGCUUUCCUAAUACAUUUCACGUAUUUGACCAUGAACAGAGGAUGGUUACUAAAGCAUCAGUUUUCAUAGGAAAAGAUGAAGAGAUAUUUCAUUCUUACACGAAGAUAUUAUGGGGCAGUUCCAGCAGGCUGCUUCAUUUGAAAGCAACCAAACACUUUGUUUGCAAGUGUGAAAGGUGUUCGGAUCCAACUGAAUUCGGUACCUACAUGAACGCUGUAAGCUGUGACCGGUGCAAGGGCAACGUGUUACCAAUUAUCCCUCAAAAAAGCUGCGACUGGAGAUGUGAAGACUGCAUGAGAAUUGUUCCAUUGAAAGAAGUAGGAAAGACGUUGACGUUGAUCGGUUCAGUUUUGAAAAGCUUCAGGAUCUGCAAUUUCGACGUCAUGAACUCAUUUCUACGAGGAAAGUUGAGUCACAUGGUACCGGAUAGCAAUCAGGCGGUUUUGGAUUUGAAGUGUAAAAUUAUUUGGUUUCUGGGACACGCGCCUGGAUUUGAAUGGAAUGAAUUGCCAUUGGAGAUCCUAAACUUGAAAAAGAGUUUUUGUUGUGAUAUUUUAUUGGUGCUACAAAAAUUAAAAGUUGGAAUGUGCGAGAUAAGAGGGCUCCUACUGUACGAAAUGUACUUAUGCAUCGAAGAAAUAAACAAAAGAAAAUCUGAUACUAAUGAAAAAGAUGGCAUAAACUAUCUGAAAGAGGCUUGUGAUAUUUUGAAAUUUGACGCAAGUGCGCCAGAGCAAAUUAGAACUGGGAUAUCAGAUAUUAAUGGAAAUAAAAAUAAAUUAGAUACAUAAAUACAAAUGAAAUAAAAAAAUAUGAUGAAACGUUUAUUU